Messenger RNA from Miniopterus natalensis, 683 nucleotides. Its product is annotated as C-C motif chemokine 8-like. The record is from RefSeq and is a predicted model, not a curated record. Lineage: Eukaryota; Metazoa; Chordata; Mammalia; Chiroptera; Miniopteridae. Gene Ontology annotation, cellular component: extracellular region. Gene Ontology annotation, molecular function: CCR chemokine receptor binding; chemokine activity. Gene Ontology annotation, biological process: positive regulation of cell migration; positive regulation of GTPase activity; chemokine-mediated signaling pathway.
AUGAAGGUCUUCGCGGCGCUGCUGUGCCUGCUGCUUACAGCAGCCGCCUUCAGCUCCCAGGCGCUUGCUCUGCCAGAUUCCGUUUCCAUCCCAGUCACCUGCUGCUUCAGUAUGGUCCACAAGGAGAUCCAUGUCCAGAGGCUGAAGAGCUACACAAGAGUCACCAACAGCCAGUGCCCCCAGGAAGCUGUGAUCUUCACGACCAAAAGAGACAAGGAGAUCUGUGCUGACCCCAAGAAAAAGUGGGUCCAGGAUACCAUGGACCUCCUGGACAGCAAGACCCAAGCUCUGUAGCCUUGAACCUUCACAACUGGAUUGAGAGACAGUCAGAGCCUGAGGACAACCUUAUUUAUUUUCCCUCAACCUUCCCCAGGUGCAGAAUGAUAUUAUUUUAUUACAAUGUACAAAAAGUGGCACUUGGGUUAAUAAUGUACAGCACAACAUUAUUUACAUAAUAUUUAAUUAUGUUUUAAGUUAUUGAUGUUUGCCUUUAUCUGCCAUAAAUCCUAAUGAAUGUAAAAUGCAAAAUCUGGUGAUGUUUCCUUUUCUGUGAGCCCAGUUAAGUUCAUGGCCAGAGGUAAUUGCCUUUAGUAUUGUGAAGUUCUCCUGUGGAUCAUCAAAGUGAAACACCCCCGUAUUUUUAACAGAUAUGGGCUUUUGUAAAUGUUGUUGAUGAAAUUAAU